CGAUUAAUUUGAAAUGGGAUCAGGACACAGUGUCGAAAUUCCUGGUGGUGGUACCGAGGGAUAUCAUGUACUAAAGGUUCAAGAUAACUCACCCGGUCAGAAAGCUGGUCUUGAGGCAUUUUUCGACUUUAUUAUUGCCAUUGCUGGCACUAGACUGGAUCAGGAUAAUGAUAUGCUGAAAGAGUUGUUAAAACAAAAUGUUGAUAAGCCGGUCAAACUGGUGGUAUACUCAAGUAAAACUCAAAGUGUUCGUGAACUGACACUGACCCCUAGCACGGGCUGGGGUGGCCAAGGCUUGUUGGGGGUAAGCAUACGUUUCUGUUCGUUUGAGGGUGCCAACGAACAUGUUUGGCAUAUUUUGGAAGUGUAUCCAGACUCCCCAGCCCAGUUGGCUGGUCUGCGGGCCUAUUCAGAUUAUGUCAUUGGUGCCGAUGCUAUUCGUCAUGAAAAUGACGACUUGUUUACAUUGAUAAUGACACAUGAACAACAGCCGCUCAAGAUGUAUGUUUACAAUAUCGAUGAUGAUGCCUGUCGCGAGGUAACCAUUAAACCCAAUUCGAAUUGGGGUGGAGAGGGAGCUUUGGGAUGUGGUAUUGGUUACGGGUAUCUUCAUCGUAUACCAUUACAAGCUGGAAAUCCUGGUACGGUUGCUCAGCCACCUAAGAGCAUUCCUACAGCAGCACCAACAAUUCCAGCAUCUGUUACCACACCUGUAAUACCGGCUACGGCGACCACCACUGUUAUUGCUCCUACAUUGCCAUAUGUGCCUCCAUUGAGCAAUACAUUUGCCAGUACAUCGGCUGCAACAACAACAUCUACAACUCAGCAGCAGCAGCAGACACAACAACAACAGCAAAGUGUGUUCAAACAAUACUUUAAUCCCGAUGAUAAUACACCUGAAUUGAUAACCACUCCUGAAGACUCGACUCGUGGCAAUACUAACGAAAAUGCCCAAACAACGACAACAACAGAUACACAAAAGGAACAACCUGAAAAGGUGGCAGAAACAGCGGCUCCUGAAAUAACUGUACCACCAGUUGUUGUGCCAUCACCAGAACCUGUGCAAGUUUCGUCGCCUUCUCAACCAACUGUUCCAGUUCCAGCCCCAGCAACAACAUUACCACCCCCAACGAAUUUAUACAUACCCGGAGUAAUCGAGGCACCCACAACUAGCAACAUACAACUCCCAUACCCACAAGCUACGGCUCCUCAACAACAACCACCACAAAUGCCGACUAAUAUGGCUAUUCCACAGAAUACGAUACCCAUGUACACUACUGGUCAACAACAACAACAAUAUAUGUCGUCUCCAGCUGCACUAUCAUAUCCAGCAGCUCAAACUGUUGCCAGCUAUCCCCAAAUACAACCAUCAAUGGGUGGUCUUUAUCCAACACAACCAACACCUAUGCCUCCACAAAUGGCUGCAUAUCUUCAACAUCAGCAGCAUUUACCAUGA
Musca vetustissima is the source of this 1456-nucleotide messenger RNA. It is a transcript of the gene Grasp65, whose product is annotated as Golgi reassembly-stacking protein 2. Gene Ontology annotation, biological process: Golgi organization. Gene Ontology annotation, molecular function: protein binding. The transcript is spliced from 3 exons. The coding region runs from base 14 to 1456 and encodes 480 amino acids. NCBI's taxonomy places the organism in Eukaryota, Metazoa, Arthropoda, Insecta, Diptera, Muscidae. The record is from RefSeq and is a predicted model, not a curated record. Gene Ontology annotation, cellular component: Golgi apparatus.